CUCACCGGAACCGGAAAGUUCUUCACUGGUGGCGCCAUGUGCGGAGGAGAGUCGGCGUGGUGAGCUUGGGAAGACAGACUUUUAUAAAUAUGAGAUUUUAGCACAAAGUUACAUGUACAGAUAAACUUCAAUAUAGUAGGUAAAUCGCUGCAAUGAGUAAGAGCAAGACUAAGAAUCAGAAAAGAGCCCGAAUCAAAUCUCUCCACGAUGCUCAAGAGAGUUACUCAACAGUCCCCCACUCUUUUGUUUUUAAUCGUGGUCAAGUUGGGAAGAAUGUCAGUCAGCUUGUCGAGGACAUGCGGAGGGCGAUGGAGCCCUUCACUGCCAAGUCACUUAAGGUUCGCAAAAAGAAUGUACUGAAGGACUUUGUUACUGUUGCUGGGCCUCUUGGGGUGACACAUUUUUUGAUGUUUUCUAAGACCACCAGCAAUGUAAAUUUUAGACUUGCUCGAUUACCAAGAGGACCAAUGUUAUACUUUAAUGUGCAGCAGUAUUCCCUAAUAAAAGAUGUUGUCUCUGCCUUGAAACGUCACAGAAUGCAUGACCAACAGUUUACCCAUCAUCCCUUGCUGAUUCUGAACAACUUUGGGAUGCAGGGUAUGCAUAUUAAGCUUAUGGCCACUAUGUUCCAGAACUUGUUCCCCUCCAUCAAUGUCCAUAAGGUGAGCUUGAAUGCCAUAAAGAGGUGCAUCCUGGUCAAUUACGACCCUGAAACAGAACUGAUUGAUUUCAGGCAUUACAGUUUAAAAGUUGUCCCUGUCGGCAUGAGCAAAGGAAUGAAGAAAUUAAUUCAGGAAAGGUUUCCAAACAUGAGCAAAUUGGAAGACAUUAGUGAACUUCUAAUGACUGGAGCCAACUUGUCAGAAAGCGAAGCAGAAUUGGAUGGGGAGCACAAUAUCACUGAGCUCCCACAAGUUUAUGCUGGUCGUGGAAACAUGAAGUCUCAACAAAGUGCUGUGCGUCUCACAGAGAUUGGUCCCCGAAUGACACUGAAGUUAGUCAAAAUAGAAGAAGGUUUAGGUGAUGGGAAAGUUCUUUAUCAUAGUACUGUUCAAAAGACCGAGGAAGAGAUCCAAGAAAUGUUGGCACGUAAGGAGAAACAGAUGAAACUGAAAGCAGAAAGGAGAAAACUGCAAGAGAAGAAUGUGGCAAUGAAAAAAGAGCAACGAGAAGAACACAAGAAGAAAAGUCUAGAAGGCAUUAAGAAGAAACAAAAGCAGCUGAUGGGAGAGGAAGGUGACAGUGAUGCAGAGAAUCCCGGAGCAUCUGAAGAGCAAGCUGCAGCUGCGAUAUCUGAUGAGGAUGAAGCAGAGUACUACAGACAGGAAGUUGGAGAGGAACCAGAAGAAGAUAUGUUUCCUACUCACUCCAAACGUAAAAUAAAAGGACAGAAGUCUCCACAUCCUCUGAAGAAAAGAAAACUGUCUGAGACCAGAAAAGCAAAGCCAACCAGAGCAGACUUUCCUAAGGGGAAAAGACCGAAGAGAGACAAGGAACCAAAUUUCAAGAAGAGCAAGAAGGCAGAAAGACGCGCAGACAGGCCUGGAGCACCCCUUAAAGGAAAGAAGGGGAAGUUCAAACCGAGUUUCAAGAGAAAGACACCAUUUAGUGGCAAGCCAGGAGGUAGCAAACCAUUUAAAUGUAAAAAUAAAAAGUGACUGUAAAAUGAUGAUUAUUUAAACUUUGGCAUCCUCAUAUUGAGGUAAUUUGGAGAACUCCUAAUUGCUUUGGUUGAUUAAGGCAGACUUUCCCCUGAAGAGCUGCUGUCUGAUUUUUACAUCAUUGUCAGAGUACAUCUAUAGUGCCAAGUCUGUGGAUGUGUAGCAGCAGUAAUUAAUUGAUUUUUGGGUUUAGGCCUGAUCAAAAAAACGAAUAAAUGUUCUUCUGAGGGACAAAAGUGCAUUAGUGGUUAAUACC
Messenger RNA from Polypterus senegalus (gray bichir), 1917 nucleotides. It is a transcript of the gene ppan, whose product is annotated as peter pan homolog. Gene Ontology annotation, biological process: rRNA processing; ribosomal large subunit assembly. The transcript has 12 exons. NCBI's taxonomy places the organism in Eukaryota, Metazoa, Chordata, Cladistia, Polypteriformes, Polypteridae. Gene Ontology annotation, cellular component: preribosome, large subunit precursor. The coding region runs from base 153 to 1658 and encodes 501 amino acids. Gene Ontology annotation, molecular function: rRNA binding. The record is from RefSeq and is a predicted model, not a curated record.